This is a messenger RNA of Ananas comosus (pineapple), 2313 nucleotides long. Its product is annotated as leucine-rich repeat extensin-like protein 3. The coding region runs from base 224 to 1903 and encodes 559 amino acids. NCBI's taxonomy places the organism in Eukaryota, Viridiplantae, Streptophyta, Magnoliopsida, Poales, Bromeliaceae. The record is from RefSeq and is a predicted model, not a curated record. The transcript has a single exon. Gene Ontology annotation, molecular function: protein binding.
GUGGGUGGCAACUCCGACAUUUGAAUAAGCCUUGUAGAAUAGUGUGGACAAGUCAUCGUAACCGUCCAUUACAACAUUUAUUUAAAUCACGUUCUUAGCCUUUGAGCUGUGAUGUAGCUGUCCCUCUGUGUUUAUUUCUCCCCGCUCCUCUCCUCCCCCUCUCGUUCUAUUUUACCAGCCCAAUCUGCAUCUGAAUAUUCAAUUCUCGCAUUCUGACGAUGAGAUGAGAAAGAGGAAGGAUAAACCGGCCGCCGCCGCAGGGUUCAUUCUCCGUGCCCCCGCCGUCGCACUCUUGUUCUCCUCGGUUCUUAUUUUCUCUCUCCUUCCUUUUUCCGCGGGGUUUACCAGCUAUGGCCUCACGGACGCUGAGGCCGGAUACAUUCGGCGGCGCCAGCUGCUGUACUACCUCGACGAGAACGGCGACCGCGGCGAGCAGGUCUAUGUUGACUCCUCCUACGAGUUCCCGAACUCGCACCUGCGUGACGCUUACGUGGCGCUGCAGGCGUGGAAACACGCUAUCCUCUCCGACCCCUACAAUUUGACCGCCAACUGGGCCGGCCCGGACGUGUGCAGCUACACCAGCGUGUACUGCGCCCCGUCCCCCGUCGACCCCUACCUCACCGUCGUCGCGGGGAUCGACCUCAACCACGGCGACAUCGCCGGGUACCUCCCCGAGGAGCUUGGCCUCCUUACCGAUCUCGCGCUUUUCCACGUCAACUCCAACCGCUUCUGCGGCACCGUCCCGCAUGAAUUUGACAAGCUGCACCUCCUCCACGAGCUCGACCUCAGCAACAACCGCUUCGCGGGGAAGUUCCCCGAAGUGCUCCUCCGCCUCCCGGCGCUCAAGUACCUCGACAUCCGCUACAACGAGUUCGAGGGGGCAGUGCCGAAGGAGCUCUUCGACCUGCCCCUCGACGCGCUGUUCGUGAACAGCAACCGGUUCCAGUUCGAGAUCCCGGACAACAUCGGCAACUCGCCCGUGUCCGUGAUCGUCUUCGCGAACAACCAGUUCGGGGGAUGCCUCCCUGCGAGCAUAGCGAACAUGUCGAAGACCCUGAACGAGAUCAUACUGAUGAACAACGGGCUGAGCUCGUGCAUCCCCCCGGAGCUGGGACUGUUGAAGAGCUUGACGGUGCUCGACGUGAGCUACAACAAGCUGAUGGGGCCGAUACCGGAGUUUCUCGGCACGCUCACGAGUGUGGAGCAGCUCGACGUCGCGCACAACAUGCUCGUCGGUGAUAUACCGGAGGCGAUAUGUCAUCUCCCGCGGCUGAAGAAUUUUACCUACUCGUAUAACUUCUUGACCGGCGAGCCGGCGGUUUGCCUGCAUGUUCCGGCGUACAGCGAUCAGCAGAAUUGUAUUCCGGACCGGCCGGCGCAGCGGUCCGACAGCCAGUGCAGGUUCUUCAACAGCCAUCAUGUCGACUGUGAUGCCUUCAAAUGCAAAAAAUUCAUCCUUCCUUCCCCUCCGCCGCCACCGCCUUCUCCUCCGCCUCCGUCGCCACCUCCGCCUUCUCCGCCGCCACCUUCUCCGCCUCCGCCAUCGCCUCCUCCGCCUUCUCCCCCUCCGCCAUCUCCUCCACCUCCGUCUCCACCUCCGCCAUCUCCGCCUCCACCAUCACCGCCUCCGCCAUCUCCUCCUCCGCCAUCACCGCCUCCGCCAUCUCCACCUCCACCAUCUCCUCCACCGCCAUCUCCGCCUCCGCCAUCACCAUCGCCACCGCCACCUUCUCCUCCGCCAUGCGAGUUCCCGCCACCACCGCCGCCCUACUCAGAAGUGUCCCCUGAAGACCGAUACCUAUCACCGCCACCGCCGACCACAUUACCGGUUUACCACUACUCGUCGCCGCCGCCUCCUGCGCACCCCUAUGCCUCACACACUCCUCCUCCUCCUUACUAUUAAUUCUUUAUUUAAGAAAGGAAAAAACAGUUGCUCAAUCCUCCUCCUACACUCAAUGAGCUCAAAUAGUAAUUGGUGUUGAUCAAGUUUACUUACUUUUAAGUAAUCUUUUCUUAAUUUCUUCAUCGAAUUCUUCGUUGGUUUUGGCCUGUGAUUGUUGGGGGAGGGUUCUCUCAGUUUGUUUUGUGUUACAAUUUACAAUAUAGUAUUUGUGAAUAAAAUGGCCUUGAAUGAUAAAUUACAUAUAAAGAGAGGAAGAGAGAGACUGACUAGAUGCAGGGUAAUGAAUGUAUAGAGCUUGGCAUUUAUCAUGUAGACCAAAUGUGGAAUUAUCUUGUUCAAAUUAUACUUUGUACUCUAUUCAUGGUCUUCUUUUGUUUCCAUUUUCUUAAUAUGAUUAUUUGAAUUCUGAA